GAGAACAUCUCCAGGCUAGCUAGCCAGGCACAGAGCAGAUCCGUCCUCCUUAGCCGCCAUGGAGAGCGUCGAGCACCAGCAGCAGGCCGCCACCCGCUCCCGCUCCCCGUCCCUUCCGGCGGCGCCGCCCUCCCCGCCGCUGUCGCCCAACUCGGCGGCGGCGGCGGCGCUGGCGAACGCGCGGUGGACGCCGACCAAGGAGCAGGUGGGCGUGCUGGAGGGGCUGUACCGGCAGGGGCUGCGCACCCCCACCGCGGAGCAGAUCCAGCAGGUGACGGCGCGGCUGCAGAAGCACGGCCCCAUCGAGGGCAAGAACGUCUUCUACUGGUUCCAGAACCACAAGGCCCGCCAGCGCCAGCGCCAGAAGCAGCAGGCCUUCGACUACUUCUCCAAGCAGUUCCGCCGCCCCCAGCCGCUGCCCGUGCUCCACAGGCCCGCCGCCCACCCCUCCUUGCCCCCGAUCCCGCUGCACGCGCCGCCGCCGCCACCGUCGCACGUGUCGUCGGCGACGACGCCGGAUCCUCCCGCUCCUCCUGCAUGCAACAGACAAGCGAUGUACGGGCAGCAGCCUAGCUACGUGACAGCGGCGGCGGCGGUGGCGGCGACACAGGCAGCGGCGAAUGCAUCCUACUACAUGCAGACGCAGGCACAGGCGCCGAUGCUGCACCCCAGAGUGGAGGCGGUGGCGCAUGACAAGGCCCAGACGCAGGCACAGGCCACCAUGUACCACCAGGCAGCAGCUCCGAACAGCGCCGGCACUCAACAGCCGCGCGCGCUACAGCUCCCUCCGGCCGCCGGCACCCAUGGGCCGCCCGCCGCCCGCUCCCGCCGCCCCGAGACCCUGAACCUGUUCCCGCUGCACCCCACCUUCGCCAUUCCGGAGAAGCCGCGCCCCGCCGGGAUCGCCGGCUCCGCGACGCCGACGGGGCCGUCCGCCUCGGGGUCGGGGUCCUUCUCUUGGGAACCGGAGAGCCCCCGCGGCGACGCCCCUCUGCCGUUGUAUGACUUCUUCGGCGCAGGCCGCUGAAGAUGAUGCAUGCAUGAUUGCUGAUUUGCUCAACCUGUUGUCGCAUGCAUUCCUAUGGACCGUAGAACAACAAUGUUCACUAAGCUGAACACCGACUCAAGGAGCAAGUUGUCAGACAAACUAUUUUUAGUUUUGGUAGAUUCGGUUCAUCUUCUAGAUGAGUGAUGGGCCGAGCUUUUACCCUUUUCGAAAAAACAAAUCUUCUGAAGUGUAGUGUGCCAUGGAGAACAGGACAAGUCCCGAAAGAAUUGUAAUCUACAGUAUCACCGAUGGCUGGCGCUGUUUCUGGUUUUCGUAUACAUGCUCUAGUUUUCUGCACCGA
Messenger RNA from Triticum aestivum (bread wheat), 1349 nucleotides. RefSeq names its product WUSCHEL-related homeobox 5. Gene Ontology annotation, biological process: plant organ development. The record is from RefSeq and is a predicted model, not a curated record. Gene Ontology annotation, molecular function: DNA-binding transcription factor activity; DNA binding. The coding region runs from base 59 to 1027 and encodes 322 amino acids. The transcript has 2 exons. NCBI's taxonomy places the organism in Eukaryota, Viridiplantae, Streptophyta, Magnoliopsida, Poales, Poaceae.